AGCAGCGUUGUAAUAUCUGCGCAGGUCAAAGCUUUUAAGCGAGAAAAACAACACAAAAGAGCAAGAGCAAUCUGUAUGCAAUGCCGCCUGUGUAGCAGCGGGCAGCCUGCCUCCUCCACCACCAACACCACCCCUCUGUCAUUUUAUUUUUAUGUUUUUUAGCGUCACAUCCCCUGGCCGGAGGAAUGUAGAGACGGAGAGCUUUAAAAAUAGCAUCCUCUCCUCUGACAGCGCUGCUCCGGUGGCUCCCGCAGCACUGUGGUGCGAGAAGCAGGAAUGCGAAGAUGGCUACAGACCUAGGAGAGCUGCUGGUCCCGUACAUGCCCACCAUCAGGGUGCCCAGGACAGGAGACAGGGUUUUCAAGAGCGAGUGCGCCUUUUCUUUCGACACUCCUGUAAGUAUUCACAUAACGCGCGCGCGUCGAGACACAGUUUUGCGGGGUGAAUGUGCGUGGCAGACAGGCUGACAACGUGAUACGUCUUGACCAAACAACAACCGCGAGCCAGCGUGUAAUGCGUGUGUGUUGUUUUGUGUCUACCUUUUUGGUUGUGAACUUAAAAGCGAAUUAAUCAUUCACAUAUUGUUUACAUCUCACGAGACAGGCGUGGAGGGGUUUCCCUUUGUGCAGGGGAGGAGGGCGAGACUGUCCAGUUCAGUUGAAAAUACCUCUGAAACCCAUGUCAACACACCUGCUUUCGAGCUCUUCAUUUGUUUGAAACGCUCAAGCAUCUCUGCUAGGUUAGCUGCAGCUGUUGUGUGUCACUUAAUAAUUAGAGUGUACACUGGACACACACCACAUGACAUUUUAUUUGUCUUCCAACAUUUGUCAGGUGUACAAAUUUCAACUACAAUUUUCCAAUUUUCACACACAGUUAGUCUUAUAAAUGCAGUCAGUUUGUAAUUUCCCCCCUUUGUAGCAUGUAAAAAGUCCAUUUUAAGUGACAUGUAGUUGAAUUUACUACUAUUUUCCAAAACUGAGCUUACAAUGACAUAGCAAAAAUUCUUGCUAUCAUUGUGGUUGCCUAGUAUAAGCUAAAAGUGUGUUUGUAUACUCAAAAGUUAGUGUGCUGGGGCCUCCACACUGAGCUUUAUGUGUUACUAGAGAGUGUAACCAUAGAAAACUCAUGACCCAUACAUCAGAGCAGGUUAUCAUUGUUACUCUGACACAUUUUGUGUUUCUUUUCUGAUAAAGGUAAUAGAGUUAGUAUCAAAACAUCAGUUAUUUUAAUUUAUUUGGUCAUGUUUAAUUUUUAGAGGGUAUUUUUAUGUUUUUAUUCUGCGGUUUAACUUCUCCUGUGCUAAUGAAGAUAGAUUACUCAUCAUUAUCUCACCCCUUACAUCUUGUUCAUAGGACCAGAAAAAUUUACUUUCUCAGAGGUAACCGUUUUUAAAGGUGACUCAGCUGUCUGGAGUUCAUCAUGUUGGCCUGAGGACUGGUUUAUUUUUAUCCAUGCUCUGUUGAAGCUCGUAUGUCACUCUGGGCCACUUAAAGGUUUAUCGCAGGGGUUCACAGGGGCUGCACUGAUUGUGGAUUUAGGUUAGUUUUUAGGAUGUGAUGUUAAAAGGUCUGAAGAAGUCACGGGUUUAUCGUUUGAAUUUUUUAACACUUGAAGUAUGCCUCACUGGUAUAAUGUGGAUCUUUUGAAUGUUAGAAAUAAACAGAGCAUAAUUUUUGAGAAAUUAUGUUGCUGUAACAUUUUAGUACAGUCAGUGAAAUGUGUAAAGUCUGCAGCCACUCAUCGGCAGUAUUUAGAGGUAAAGAGUUCCUUACUUUUUACAGAAGCACUUGCAUCAGAAAACAGAAAAUGUUAGAUUUAGUCAAAUUUAUCCCUUUUUAAAGACAAUAUUUGGCUGACAUCUAUCUUGUCAUAUGUGACUUGGUUUUCAGUUAAAACCAAGCUCUCAGUAGCAGACAUGUACUCCAUAAAACUGUGAUUUUUGAUUCUGUGGGAAAGUACUGGAGCAGGUUUUUGGCUGUUCAUCAAGAGGCGAGACAAAGACUGUGUGGACAAGAAGGCCUAUUUGAAAAUGUGCUCGCCAAAUCCUUGGCACAGAUUUCCUACCAGCAUUUCUAUCGUGAAUAUUGUGUUAAGUCCUUGAGAGCAGUGCUUUCCAGUGUAAAUAAAAGUACAGAAAACAUUUCUCAAGGGUAAUGACUCCUCUGAAUGUGGAACUUUGAAGCUUUUUUGGCUUUUUUUUUCUGGAUGAUUUUCCUAAUCCUGCUUUUGCUGUAAAAACUCACAUGUAUAGUUUAAACUUAUAACAACAAAGCGAUGACUUGUGCCGUAUAUCAGGAGAGGCAUAAGGAACAUGGUAAAUAAUGAACCCAGAAAAAGAUACCAUUAACUACUAAAUGUCUUAGUAAAUUUUCUUUGAAAUCAUGUGCACUUUCUGAUGAUACCAUUGUGUGAAAUUUGCUGUUGUGAUGACGGUAUUUGACUUUGUGCCGCUGUUUCUGCUUGUUUUGAUUUGAAGGAGUCAGAAGGAGGGUUGUAUGUGUGUAUGAACACAUUUCUGGGCUUUGGACGAGAACAUGUGGAGAGACAUUAUCGCAAAACUGGACAAAGUGUUUACAUGCACCUCAAGCGACAUGUCAAAGAGGUAAGUUGACCCCUGACCUGUACUUUUAUCGCAGCUAUCUUUAAUUGCAAGCCAUCUUAAAAAUGGAUUUAGCAUUUCUUUAUAACUCUGUUUGUAAUUUAACAAUAAUACAUAAUAGGCAGUGUUUGAGGUAAAUGUCAUAGAAUAUUAUGCAAAUAUAUAAAACAACAGUCAAAUAAGACCAAUGUAAAAAAGAAUAAAUAAAUCAUGGAUUCACUGGAAGCUUAAAAAUACACCAGAAUAAAAUCAGACAUACUAUUAUUUCUGUAAAAGCAGCAAUUUUAACACCAUUAUGACUCUUGCUGUGGGCAGCCAUCAAUGAAAGCUGGCAUAAAAAGAUAAAUACUGUAAUAAUUAUAAUGAUAAGCCAUCCCAAAAGACGAUAUUUACUGAAGCUGUCUAUUGAGAAUAUCCACAUAACUGCUCAUAACCACAAUUUAGUGUAAGAGUUUUUUUUCUCCUUAAUGACUCCACAAAAAAACAUUCACUAAAUGUUGAUUCACUGUGUAUUUUAAAUUUGUCUGGAUCACACAUCAAAUUUGGCGCACACAGGUUGUUAAAAUCAUAUUGCCAUGAUCAUAAGUAUUGUUGAUUGAAUUAUAUACGUAGAGCUGGGGUGCUUGCUCACUAACAUUACAUCAGGAAAAGACAGGAACUUUUUCACCAGACACACCACUCUGACCUUCAGACAGAGGUCUGUUUGAGUGUUUGUGCCUAACACUUGAUAUGUUUUCAGCUCUGUACCUUACUGUGCUCCUCAUAUGACAACCCUCAUCUUUUACACCAGUUUCUUUGUAUCCAUAUUCAUGACCAUUUAUCCACUAAUUCCCUCUAAAAUUACUAGAAAGAGUAAUGUAAUUCGGUGCUAAUGAUGUCAAAAUUAGAGACAGUUUUUACACUUGUAUUUUGAAUAGAUCUAAUUAAGAAACGGCAUGAAGUGGAAAUCCACAGCAUUAGUAGUCUGAGAGGACUCCAAAGCACUCCAGUUACAGCUAUAAAAAUACUUUUAUAUUCCAAUAAUAGAUCAGUUAUAAUCAGCAGUGGACAAAGAGCACACCUUUAGUACAUGAAUCAAAGUAAAGUUACUCUUGGUGAAGCAUUACAUUUAUACAAUAGAGAGUUGCUCUGUCAAAUCAUUGAGUUAAAGAGCUGAAGUACUUGGUUAACAACUGACAGUUUCAAACUUCUGUCUAUUAGUUUUAUUUUUAAAGGGACCGUGUACAUUGUUAAAUGCAGGAGUGCAGUCAAGUAUACCUUCCUGUAAGGGCUGCUAAGUUAUGUUUAUUAGUAUCUUAUUUUUACAUGCUGCAGAUUUCCAGAGUGGCACUUAACUAUAAUGGGUUUGACAAACCAUAGAAUAAAAAUGGCAGCUAAGUUACCACAAAAACAGACAACCUGAUUUAAGAUUAUUAUCUAUAGUAAUUUGAAGUGGUGUAAAUUAUUCUUCAUUUUGUAUACCUUGAACAUGGACUUAAGAUAUAAAACCAAUAGAUGGUCAAGUGUAAAAAUGUCUGUUUCUGGUGUAGCGAUUGUUGAAUGAAUUGCCUGAUAUGAGCGACAUUUCUCUGUGAUUGCACUACACAUUACCAUGGGAACGUGUACUGUACAGGAGCAGCAACGCCACUUGAAGAACCAACCACAGAACUACACAAUAACAGUGUACAAUCCCUGGGAUUGAAUCGUAGGAAAGGAAAUUCAUCAGUAUCCAGACACGUAAAAAAGAUUCAUGUAGAUGUAGUGGAGUCAAAAAUAAGAUAUUUUUCUUUCAAGUGUAGUUGGGUAAAAAAAAUCCCCAAAUAAAGUACAUAUUAAAUAUUUAUUAUAAAGUACAUAUUCAAAUAAAUUGAUGUCAUAACUGUCCGCCAUUGACUGUAGUUCAUUGCCUGAGACGAUUUCUCAGUUUACUCUACAUCAGCUGAACAAAAGAUCACAUCAAAUCUAAGUGUUCAACAGUGACUUAAAGCCUGUUAAUGUUAACAACUAUUAAUUGAGCUCAAAAACUGCAUUAAAAGAAUAAAUUUUAUUUUUCAGGAAAUAUCCUUUAAAAUUUAGAGCAAAUAUCCUGUGAUUAAUGGCCUAUUUUUUGUAACAGGAUAAGAUACAAGUGCAGUAAAUGAACAAAAUUUAAAGCAACAGAUUGUGUAUUUUGUGGACGAUGAAGUAAUGCCAACAACAGCAACCUUGCACCUGAUUUUUUCAAAGAUUAGUCAAGUCUGAGCCAGGGGGCUGUUCAUAAAACUUUUAUUUUGAAGUUUAUGGUGAAGUUUACUAUCUGUGAUUUCAUCCAACCAUAUAUUUGUUUCAUUAUAACUCACUCUUCUAAACAGCCCUCUGAAGAAGCCGGCUUUCUCAAAGUUGAUGUAAACAACCAAAGCAUUUUUAGCAGCCUUGUUUUCUCUCUGGCUCUAAUUGCCCUCAGAUAAGCUCUGCUUUGUAAAGAGCUGCUAUUUCCAUGCCUAUCUCUGACCAGAAACAGCUGCUCAUAUUCUGUAGGCUCCUGUGUCUGCUGUCUCUUUCCCAUGAGUGUAUUCGGUCUCCAGUGUGUCAGCAUUCUCUGUCUUUCUGUCUGUCUGUCUGUCUGCUUUCCGCUGUGUCCCCCGUCCCUGCAAAGUGAACAGGAAGCAGUCAUCUGAGCCAAAGAGGAUUCAUGAGACGCCAGGCAGGGGCACUAGGUUGUUUAGAUACCAGCUAGCAAUUUGGCAGGAUUCAUGUUUCAGUAGAUCUAAUAAAGUGCAUCUUAUUGAACAUUUAUCUUAUUGAUGUUUGCAUCAAGGCAAAUAACAGUUUUAAUCUGAUUAAGUUAUGUUGUCAUAUGGAGUUUUCUACCAGUCUGGAAAGUAGAGAGGGGGGGUGACAGGCACAGACAGGCCAAAACAUGUUGAACCCACUGUAAAUGAUAUCUCUCCAAGUCCACAAAUCAUACAUGCAACUAUAGCAGCUUUACUUAUCAUUCUUUAAUUUUGACCCAGCCACGGUCGGGGGUUUCCCCCGGCCCUGUAACCUGACCUGGCAACUGGAUUGUCCAGCAUCUAUUUCUAACAAAAUGACAACCAUCUGUAGAGCAUGAAAGCUCUUUUAAGUGUUUUACAAAGAGAAUCAUCAAAGGUGUUGUAAGAUUUUUCUUUUUUUAAUACGGCGAAGGGUCUUUGAUCUGAUUUAAUUUCCUCCGUCCUGUUUCCCUCAGAAAGCCACAGGAGCAGCAGGAGGCGCCAUCCCCAGGCGAAGGAAUGGGAAAGUGUUUCUAGGUAAGUGAGGUUUUUAUGUCAGUCAGGCAACAAAGAAAGUAUAGGCCAGACUUUUGACUGAAGCAAAGAAACCACAUGUUUUGUGUGUUAUAGUCAAGAAGGUUUUACUGCCAUCCUUUAGCACAUUUUAGGACAGGAACAGGAACAAUAAUAGAUUCUUUGGUCCUAGUUAAAAAAAGGGAAAUAUAAAAAUAAAAAUAUAGAGAAACUUCAAAAUGUUGGAUUAUAACAAAAAAUAGACAAUGUAUGAAGUAAAAUCAACUCUAUGUGAAAACAAUGCUUUACAGUAAUUAAACCCUACUUUAUAUAUGUAUUAAUAUGGGCUAUAUUUGUAUAGAUAUGUGGUGAGGAUAUAUGGGAUAUUAAUUUCACAUUUAAAACACUAGCAGUAAUGUAAAAACCCUGCAUAAUAACAGAGUGCAGCAUUUCAUUUUAAAACACUUGUUAUAACUUUAUCAGAAAUUAUUUCAUAUUUGAGGAGAUAUAAAAUUUUGAUACAAAGGACACAAAAGAAAAAAAAACAGUUUAAAUUUAGCCCUUGUUCAAUGAGUGGAAAUGUUGUGCCAUUGACAUUUCAGGAAUUUUAAUGUUUAUUUAUUUUUUACCUUAAUAGAAUCUGAGAUGUAAAGAGGGGUGAUAUAUUUCUAGUGUGAGUGCUAGAAACAUAUUGACAUCUGUAACUUUACAUAGCACCCUCCAAGUACACAACAGAAGUCUCACUCUGAACUUUAGGGGUGUUUGUGUAAAGUAGAAAAUAUAAUGAAUACGUUCAAAAGUGUUUCAAGAAGAUGACAAUUUAGCUGUUGCUUUAUUUUUUAGAGUCCGUGUGUUGAAAUCAAAUCAAAUAUCACCUCUGUAAUUUUAAACAUGUCAUUGUUUGUUACACUGCGGUGACCCCCCAGCUGCCCCUCCAGCCGGCCUUUACUCAAAGUGUGAGAUAUUUCCCAUGAUGAGACCCCUCCUCCUCCUCUUCCUCCAGCUCCUCCUGAGCUCCAAAUAUAACCGGUUUAUUUGUAUAUGUGGUUGGUAACUGCUCUAAAUCAAAGCCUUGCCUGCUACUCUCCUCCUCCUCCUCUGCAUGGGGAGGGGUGGGUUUGUCGCCUGCCCCUCAGCUGCCACCACCUGUCAUCCUCCCUUUAGGCUGACACACUUCUACUGCAGCUCUGACGCUGCUCAGAAAAAAACCAGGUGUCACUCUCCCUCCUUUUCGUCCCCCCUCUCCCUCUCUGCUGGCAUGGCGGGGGAGGAAUUCCUUCCACACACCCACUGUGUAACCAAUGUUUGUGUUUUCUCAUCAGUCAGUUUUUAAUGGACUUUUUUACCUAUUGUCUCUGAUCUGACUGCUGCACAUCAGGUCAAAACUCAAACCAGCGGCAGCUCCGUCUCUCUCUCUCACUCACUCUCAAACAAAAACUCUUCCAAAGAUGCUCUUUCCUCGGAUAUCUCGCCCCCGUCCUCCAUUUUAGAGGUUCGAUGUAACAGCAGAUGUGUGUAUCUGCCGUCAUCUCCAUACCAGACCAGUGAUUUAAUCAAACCUUUGUGUGCUGACGUCAGACGUUACCAUGAAAGCAGUGGGCACAAUAACAAUGUCAGGGAUAACCUGUGAUCCUCAUGAGUCAUGACACAAGUUUAGGCCGGAGUGGAAAACAGACAACUUAGUUUGGAGGUUGAUUUAAUACAUGAAGCACUUUUGAUUUCACCUUCAGAACUUUAAAGGGUUAAAUUUAGUUUGAUCUAGUUUAGAUUAAAGCACAGGGGAUUGGUCAAAUAAUUGUUGGAUAGACAGACAUAAAAUUUAUUAACGCAAUUAUUAGGCAAAAGUGCUUUAAGUGUUCCUGAUUGUGGCUUUGGUGCCUGUCUUUUUCCUCCAUUAUAUUACAAUUUAUAGAUUAUUUGAUUGAAAGAAGGUCAAGAAUGCUUUCAGGAUACCCAACAGUGCAGAUAAACGUUUUUAAUGUUUUUAGAUGAACUGUACAUUAAUGAGCUCAUAAAGUAAAGAUAUAAAACUUAGAGAAAAGAGAUAAGGGAACUCACUUGCUGAAAAAAAGUAAUGAAAACAACUUAUUUAUCACUUGAUUAGUUUACUUUGAUUUAUUGACUGAGUCUUAUUUUUUUCUUUAGAGUUGACAAAAAAUAUUUGGGCUGCUGUUGUUCAUAAAAGUAUGUGUUGAAGCCGUCCUCAGUCCUCCUCAGUAACUCUUUAUAAGUUGCUGGUGAUAAAACCGUCAGCUGAUGACUUCCUAAAUGUAGUUCUGUGUGAUCUAUUUCGAAGCAAGAGUCAGCAGCGUUUUAUGAUAUCAUUCUGCUGUAAUCAAGAUGCCAUUGGAAGUAAUUAAUCCGGUAACACUUUACAAUAGCCAUGACUUAUAAAUGGUAAAUAGACCAUUUAUAAAUGGUGAGCAGACAGUUUUUAAUGUUUGAUCUUCAUUUAUAAAUAGCAUUUAGACCAUCAAUAAAUUGUAAAUGAUACCAUUUUAAAAACCUAACCCUAACUUCACAAUAACCAUCUAAGAAAUGUUUAUAGGUGGUUUAUAAACCACUUAUUAAUCAUUUACAAAGUAUUACAAACAUCAGUUGCAACUUUACAAUAACCAUCUAAGUAAUGUUUAUAGAUGGUUUAAAAACUUAAUAUUAAUAAUUUACAAAGUGCUACUAAUACACAUUUAAUCUAGAUGUUUUAUAACCAAUAUUUAAACCCUAUAUAAACCUUUAAUAAAUGUUCCAUUAAUAAUUAAUGAAAAUUAUUAAUCAUAAUUUCAUUGCUUGUUAAUGGUAAAGUAACUAUUAACUUACAUUAAUAAACUAUUUAUUUAUAAUUGGUCUAUAUCCUUUUUUUAAAUGAUGAUUACACAUUAAUAAACCAUCUAUUUACCAUUUAUAAUUUAUGGUUAUUUUAAAGUGUUACCAUUAAUCCUUAUUAGUACAAUAACCAAUAACCUACCAAGCAUCGAUUACAGUAUGAGAGACAUGACAAAGAAGAGACCUCACACUUGAAAGGAGAAAAUAACCCAACAUAAAAAAAACAAGAAUAAAGACAAUCAUGACAAACACGUGUAUCGUUAUGUCAGUCAGUAAUGUGUAAAACAGCUGACUGGAUGUCCACUUCCUUCCCCGUAGAUCUAGAGCUAAACCGUGAUUUUAACGGCGAGGACUACGAAUAUGAAGACGAGGCCAAGCUCGUUAUUUUUCCAGACCACUUCGAGAUCCCCUUACCAAAUAUUGAGGAGUUGCCCGCUUUGGUCAGUGAGUCGUUCCUGCAUGAGCUCUGUGUGUUUGGCUGCAUGUUAGUGGGAGGUUACACUCAGUGGUUCCCCUGUCUUUGAGCAGGCUUGUGAUUGAGGACGCAGAAAGCCUGAGAACGAACCCUGCAUUUCCAAAAUACGUGACUUAACCAUGUGUUGGAUAAGAGCUCCCCUUACAGUUUUAAUUUACUUUUUUUUCUCUCCUCGGCAAGAAAAGAGUCUGGGGAACCACUAGUGCACAAAUCACUUUUGACUUUGUUUGUCAUUGCUUGCAAUGGAGUCCAGGAGAUGCAUCGCUGUUCUGUUGUUUUAUAUCUGUCUGAGCAGUCUAAGCUUAUACAGUGAUAGGGUCACGCUUUUGGCAUGUCAUGGUGUUUGUGCAUGCUUAUAUUCACUUUUUGUUUGACACUGCCACGCUCAGUUUGCUUUUGCACUGCAGUAGCGAUAGAGUGCUGCUCUGUCCUGCUCUUGAUUAGCCUUGUAUGUUAACUGUUUUCCCUUGGUGUUGCUGUUAUGUGACUUACAAUUAUGGAUAAUUACAAGAAAUAUAAGGCUUAACAGAUGUAAGAUUAGCUGUUGUUUUAGAAAAAUGUGCUAUUAAAAACAUGCUUUUUGUCCCUGAGGGUCUUGUUAGAAAGUUGAAAAAGUUUUAAUUUGGCCUCACACACAGUAGCUUUGAGAAUUUAACUCUCUGUCUACUCUUUCCUUUGGUUUUCAGGUGACCAUCGCCUGUGACGCAGUGCUUAACGCACCAUCAGCCUACAAGAAACAGGAGCCUGAAUCCUGGGAGGAGGAGAUCCAGGUAUCCAGACAUGCCAGGAGUCUCAGACAGCUGGACAACGGGGUUAGGAUCCCACCCAGGUAUGACGGAUAUCCACCCUCACAGUGAGGGUCUUCAGUUUAUGGGAAGUUCCAGUUGUAUGUGUGCCGAGAUUUAUGUCGCUUCAACUUAAUCCACUUUAAUUUCAGAUAUUUCUCAGCAGAUUUGAGCUAUUUAAGAUUAUUAUUUAUUUUUCUCCUCUGUGAUUAUUCGGCUGUCAUUUUGUGAAAGUGAAGCUUUAUUGAGAUAAAAAUGAAUAGGAAAGAAAAUAAUCCUCUGCUACUAGCGAUGACAAAUGAUGUAGGAUUUCAGUAGCUGUUGAACCAAAACAAGUUGCCUGUUGCCUAAACACCUAAUCCCCACAGCACUGCUUGACUCCUCAGGCAGUCUUUUAUAUCGCCUGUGGCCACACAACUGUUGCAAAAACAACCCACUUUGAAGCAUUUUCCUGUGAUGUUAGUUAUUUGCUUCAGUUGCUGUUUUAACUAAAAUGAGUUGUACGGUUUGCAUGCAGACUGGUGGUAUAUAUUUUAAUUCAGAUUCAAAGUAAAAAAGACUCAUAAAGCAAUCUCUGUAUUCUUGCUCACAGCGGCUGGAAGUGUCAGAAGUGUGAAAUGAGAGAGAACCUGUGGCUGAACCUGACGGACGGGGCGGUGCUCUGUGGGAAAUGGUUCUUUGAUGGGAGUGGAGGAAACGGACAUGCCCUGGAGCACUACAGAGAGACCAACCACCCCCUGGCUGUCAAACUAGAUACCAUCACACCAGAUGGAGCAGGUCUGAUACACCUUUGUGAAACCAGAACUCAAGAUCGUACAUGGUUUUUGGGAUCAACAUUUGCCACAAGUCAAAAACUCAUCUGUCUUAAUUUUCUACAGUUUAUUGUGAAUUUAUUUCACAACUACGUGUUUUUGGAUAGCAUUUAUGCAGUAUCUAUUUCAGUAAAACUCUUUAUCCACUACUGAGUUUCUUAUUUUAGCUUGUAUUUGCUCUUGGAUUGAAUUUUUGAGCCUCAUUUUGUGAUCAAAAAUGAGGCUGAAAACUGACUCUCCACAGAGUUUCACUGAGGUAAACAUAGCCUUGCCUCACAGAACAUGGUGUAAUGUACUUGCUGACCCAAGAGUUACAAAUAUAAAUUUGAGGCUAAAUUCGAUAUCUGAAGUUAUAUAUCUCAAGUCUGGCCUAUCAUAUUAGUUUACGGAUCUUUUGGUUUCAGAUGUCUACUCAUUCGAGGAGGAGGAGGCUGUGUUGGACCCGCACAUAUCAGAACAUUUGGCACAUUUUGGGAUCGACAUGUUACAGAUGCAGAAAAGAGUGAGUUCCUUUUUGGCUUACAGCAAACGAAAAUAAACAAAGUCAAAACACUCGGCCUCCACUGUGAAGGAUUCACACGGGUCUCUCUCUCUCUCUCUCCCACUCCAGACAGAAAAUGGUCACCACACAGACAAUAACGCCCGGCCGCGGGUCAGUGAAUGGGAGGUGAUCCAGGAGUCUGGUAUGAAGCUGAAAGCAGUGUUUGGUUCUGGUUACACUGGCAUCAAAAACCUGGGAAACAGCUGCUACCUCAGCUCAGUGAUGCAAGUCCUCUUCAGCAUCCCAGACUUCCAGAGGAUGUGAGUGCAUUCAACUAAAUGAAAAGAAAACACAACAUAACUAUAUUUCUAAUCAAGUAGAACCAUUUUCUACAUCAUGUAUUUUUAAUAUUAUACAUGUACAGUAUAUUUAUCACAUAAAAGAUUCAUAAACAGCACAAAACAAUGGCACUUUGAGCGUUGAGGAAUGUUGUUCACGGGGACAACACAACUUGGUUAAUUUCAUUUAGCUAUCUUUGCCGGGGAUAGAAGUAAAAGCAAACAUUUUUGGGAUAUUUAAAGAAAACUUUGUUACAUCGGCAAAAAGAUGUUUGUUUCACGAGGACUUGUUUUUGUGUUGUGUCCUGUCUGCUCCAUCUGAGGAGAGUGUGUGACUUGUAUUUUGAUCCCCAGGUAUGUGGGUAAUCUUCAGAGGAUAUUUGACUAUUCACCCCUUGACCCCAGCCAGGACUUUGCCACACAAAUGUAAGUGGCUCCAGUGUUACAUUAUGCACGUCACAAAAGCAAGUGUUGUUUUUUUUCCCUGCUGUCGUAUCCUCAGCUAAAAAUGGUUGAGGCUAUGUCAUGAAUUAUCCACAUGAAAAUUGUUCGUGACGUUAUUAUUGUUUUUUAUUUAACCAGGUUUGUCUCAUUGAGAUCCGAGAUCUCUUUUGCAAGAGAUGUGUAAGAUAAAAUUUACACACUUAAAAAUUUUUAGAUGCCAGUGAGUAAUGAAAUAUAAUACGCAUAUUUUGUCAGGCUAACACCCCUCCCCUUAAUCAUUCUGGUGAAAGGUGUUGCAUUUUGUUAUGCAACACAGUGUGUUGCAAGAGGGCAGUGAUGCUGUGGCUGUGUUGAAAGGUAAGAAGGGCUUAGGCAAGACAGGCUGCAAGUAUCAGUUAUGUAUAGCAACAAACACUUCAUAUUUUGAAGCACAUCAACAAAUGAUCACGUGUAUAACCAUCAGUGUUUGCAUCGGGUUAAAUCUGUAAAAACAUUUUGAUUGUUUUGACAGAAAAUCCUUAAUCCUACUCCCUAAAGCAUGACAGAGAACAGGAAUGUUGAAUCAGAACUAUCUUGUAUCCUGUAGCUAAUUUAGGUAUUUCUUUGCCUCCAUAAGGUAAAUGGUUUUAGAUAGACACUGAAUUUAGACUAACAAUACAGCAGUUAUUUAAAAGUCACAAUUAAUAAUGUCCACAGUAAUUUUUAGAACCAUGUGGUUAUAAUUUGAGAAACAAUAUCAGGUUUAAUCUCUGCUGAACUUUUCCAUUUUGAUAGAUAAGUUGUAUUUUGAUAGAUAAGUUGUAUUUUUUAUUUUUUUUUGCAUGAUAUUAUUUUGUAUGUUAUUUUGGUAUUUUAAGGAUUUCUUUGGUAGUAAUUAAAUUCAUGAAAAACAUGCUCAUCUAAGAAAAAAGGAUGAUUUCUUCAACAUUAAGAUGAUGCAUGUUUACUAAAGAUUCAUUGUGUCAUAUAUAGGCUUAUAUACCAAUACAUAAUGAACAACUGAAGGCUUAUAAAGAUGCAAAAUAAACUUAACAAGAAUCUUUGACAAAUCUAUCAGUCAUAGUUCUUUGGGGAUUUAUAUAAUACACCCCUCCUCUCUUUCAUCAGUAGACUUUCCUUUAGGGUCGGAUUGGUACACUUGGAACUCCAAAAUGGGACCAAAAAGUAGGACGGUCCAAAUCGGUUACUUUGGUUCCCUUCCCAACAUUGGAAAUGCAAAUCAUUACACAGAAGGCUUAACUAAACAGAAUCGUACUGCUUGGUGGAAACACAGCUACAGACUGCCAGUAAGUUUAUUCCUAUGUUUCUAUCUGACAGGGCUAAAGUGGGACACGGACUGCUCUCAGGCCAGUACUCCAAACCACCCAUGAAAUCUGAGCUCAUUGAACAGGUGAUGAAAGAAGAACACAAGGUAUUAAACUGGGUAUGUCCAGCGCCCAAACUGGGUCUAUAACUGACAUUAGCAUGUUGAUAUUUAGUGUUAGCAAAAAUGACUUUUUUCAUAUAACCACCAAAUCUUUGAAAUUUUAAAGAAGCUUCAGCUGUUCAGCUUCACAAUACAAACAUGUAAUGUCCUCAUCCAGUGAGUCGAUGUUAUCAAGCUGUGUUUUAAGAAUAUUAAUUUUUUUAGAGAUAUUACGUUUUUUGGUGUGAGCAAACUUGUGCGGCUGCUGUCCAAUAUGUACAAAUGAAGUGGUUUAUGUAACAGCUCUAGAACUGUGCCUUGUUUUCAUUUCUUACUAAACUGAUUAAUUUAGUCACCAAAAUGUGCUCUGAUUAUUUAUUGAUUGAUCCAAGACUUUUUUUUUUCUAUUUUUUGAUAUUUUGAACAGCUUGAGUUGAUAGUUUGUUUUUUGUCAAGUUUUGCUUUACAGUUUGUGUGCUCAGAAAUUUGCUCAGAGAUAAAUACAAAGUGGGCUACCACUGCAGGAGUAUGUUGAGCACAACUCAAUGAGUGUGGCAAACAUACCCAGUAAAAAGCUGUCUAUUUUUAAAAGUUUUCAUCUCAAACAAGUAAAAAAGAGUUUAUAAAUGUGCACAGAAAUCUUACAAAGCUGAUGGUGCCUGCUAAAGACACAUCAAGACCUUCUGCUUCCUUUUAUUUUCAAAGCUAACUGGCUAGUUUAAGCUAACCAAUGAAACUUGCAUGGCUUUUAUUUUCUUAGCUAGCUAGUAAAUGUCGAUCCAAACAAACGAUUCACUGGACAGGUACUUGGUGAGCUCGCACCUUUGUGGUCAUGCUUUUAUUAUUAGUUUUUUUAACGCUCAAAUAUUCUCAUUCCAGCACCAGCAGCCAGGCGUCUCCCCCAGGAUGCUGAAGGCCUUGGUGAGCAGGGGACACCCAGAGUUUUCCUCCAACAGACAACAAGAUGCUCAUGAGUUCCUCCUGCACAUCGUCAACCUGGUGGAGGUGAGCAAAAAUAACCCUUUGAUUGGGAUUUUGACAGUGCUUUAAGUAUAGCUUCGUGAUUUCAGUGACCUCCUGGCUUUUUAUAGGAGAUUUUCCUCUUUGACCAAAAUUCUGUCCGUCACAAAGUUCCUCAAAACAAGACUUAAGCUGAUAUUUGGUAGGCAAUACUGGGCUGAUGUGGUUCUGUGACAGGUUUAUCAUCCUCAGUUUGUAUUUUAUUGUUCCUUAAACCUGAAAACUGGCUCAAAUUCACACAGCUCUGUGGGGUUUAAUGUGUUUUUACAUCAGGAGGUCCAUCCAUGUCUAUUGGCAUGUGGAAUACACUCAAAAGUUUUUUAAUUUUGAGAGGUUUUCUGUACAUCUGUAUCUGCGGGUUUGACGCUGUGGAGAGAAGGAUCUCUCAUCCAUCAAUAAAUGCCUCCUCUCUCCUGGUGUCUCCUCCUUGGGUCUCUCUACUAAUGCCUUGAUGAGAGGAGCUGAGACAUAAGGAAACAAGCCAAGUGGAGGAUCCAAGGAGACAAAUAAAAGUGAAAAAGACAAAGACAGACAGGUGGAGGAGGCACAAGGGAGCAGAAAAAUCAAAGGAUCACCGCCAGAGCUGCCACAGUUUCUGAUAGUAUCAAGAAUCUGUGAUUUUUUUUCUCCUCUUGAAAUUGGCAUCAGUAUCAGAGUCAAAACUCCCCCAUAAGUCGGACAGCUGCCUCUUAGAAAAAAAACAUCCAAACAUGCUCUCAAGAAAUGUCUCGGUUAUGUCUGACCUACGGUGUACACGGACAGCUUGUUGUUUGGAGGGGGUCUGUUUUCGUGCAUACUGUCUCCUAGGUUGAUACAUACACAUGAGGUGCUCUGACAUGUCUUUCUCAACUGGGACAUAUAAAUAGCUCAGAGCUAUCUGUUACACAGGGGGCCAGAUAAUACCUUCUAUUCUGCCUCUGCAACAACCAGGACCAAACACUUCAACCUAACCCAGCCAGCAAAACAAACCAUCAGGACUCUGAGCGGGGGUGACCUCUUUAUUGUAUAAAGUAACCUCACAUCUCAUCUCCUUGAACUGAGUUUUCUGUCUCCCACUCUUUCAGUCCACUCUUGUACAGCUGUCUCUGAACGAGACCGGUUUAGUUAUGCAGACGCAGAUAACGUGACUAAAACCAAAACCGUCAGCAGCAUUUUCUUCCAUCUGUGUCAGCCUGCACACUCGCCCGCUAUAACUUGUGUAUUUCUGUAGCUUCUUAGAAUAGACUGGCUGGGUUGCAGAAAGGCUGUAGUGCAAACUUGUGCGCCGAGUGGCUAACCAGCCUCCAUUACAGCCUUCAAAUAAACCCGAUGUUAACUUUAAUGACCCCUGCUGUUCAUGAGCAGAGCCCACACAGAAUCAGUCAGAGAAAAGGAUUAAUGUGUCUGUGACUCAAACAGAUGUUACUCUCUCAGUAAUGACGAGAGGAGGGGAGGGUUAGUUCAGGCAGCUCUAAAAUUAAAGAACUGCAUCUUCAUUAUGAAUGACUGUAUAAAGGGAUCUGGGUCAAACAGCAGUUGUGUGAAGUAAUGCCAGGAGACUGUAAUAGACCUCAGCAAAGAAUAACAUAAAGACAGAGAUACAUUUCACAGCUAAGUCUGUCAUGUGUCAUGAGCUUUACAUGCUUAUGGUACGUAUGAAAGCAGACAUAUGUAGUUUAAAAUAACUUUGAUUCAAAGGCUAUUGUGAGUUAGUGUAACCUUUUAUCCUUAUGUCUUACAUUUGAACAACUAAAAGUCAGUCACACCUCUGAAUGUAUUAACUACAUGAUUACAAUGUGAGGAAUGGAUGGACAGGACAAAUGACAGGAUGUGUGUUAUUAUGGUUUUCUUUUGCUCCUUUGGAAAAAAAAGUUAAGUGAUAAAAUACUGAAAAAUUCACAACAAAAAACAGUCUUUUUGCAAGACCUCAAAUUUAUCUGUAUUGGACAUCUUUGUUAAAUAAUACUCCGUACAUAAAAAUGUCGCCCAACACUGUGAUUUCUAUCCACUGUAAAUCAAACUCACGCUCUUUACUCUCCCUGUUUGUCGCUGGUUUAUUUCAGAGGAACAGCGCAGGCUCUGAAAAUCCAAGUGACGUCUUCCGCUUCAUGGUGGAGGAGCGGGUCCAGUGCUGCCAGACACGUCGGGUUCGUUACACUCAGCGGGUUGACUACUGCAUCCAGCUGCCAGCGCCCAUUGAGGCUGCCACCAAUAGAGGUAAAAAAGCUCCUGCACAAAUUUACAUCACAUUUUUUGUAGCUGUUUAGAUGAGACAGUGCUGGGCUUUGGUGGCAUUAGCUGAAGGUGUGACUGUUAAGGGCUCAGACUGUGAGCUCUGGAGUUCACCAAAUAAUCUUGGUUUGACAGAUUUGACAAGUAUAACCAAAGGUAAUUGGGUAGGUAUGUUGCAUUGCUUUUUUUAUCGGGACAUUUUUGAUUAUAUGGUCAUCAAGUAUUGCCAGCAUCUCUCUUGAACCGUUCAUAAAUGCCUGAAGAAUUUUACUCAUACCAAAACCUGCUCUCUGCUUUUUUAUACCUAUUGCCUGAAGGCUGAGUUUUUCCAUGUGUGUUUUUGUACCACUAGAGGAGCUGUUGGCAUAUGAGGCCAAGCUAAAAGAUGCUGAGGAGAACAUGCGAGCUCCUCCUGAGCCGGUGAGGGCACGGAUUCCUUUCACUGCCUGCCUUCAGGCCUUCACAGAGCCGGAGAACGUCCCAGACUUCUGGAGCUCAGCGCUGCAAGCCAAGUCAGCUGGAGUCAAGUAAGUGAAGGGCCUCUCGUUCCUGGAUCUAAAAACCGUAUUUCACUCAUUUAAUGUUUUUUUCAUCACCUUUAAAUUUUCUGAAUUGAAAACCAGGCUGUACAUGCAAGUGUUGUACUCCUAGCCUCUAAAUUCCCUUUUAAAAAAUGGUCUUUAUUUUCCUUCACAGAACUUCCCGUUUCGCUUCCUUCCCAGAGUAUCUGGUUUUGCAGGUCAAGAAGUUCACUUUUGGUGUUGACUGGGUGCCAAAGAAAUUAGGUAACCGUCUGUCGCUCUUCACUGAUCCAAAGGAUUUAAAAUGUGUUUCUCCUGCCCUGAAAGCCGUGCCUCAGUUUGAGUAUUUUUAGUUUCAUAACUGUCCAGCAGAGGGCACCAUAAAACUACAACUUACAACACGUGUACUGUGUACAGUAUGAGCUGCCAAAGUAAAUGUAGUAACCUUAAUGGCCAAGACAACUAAAUACAGAUAUUAGGUUUUUAACUCCUUCUCUACUAAGUCAAGUUGUGUUUUGUGAGAGAGUGAGGGGAUUCUUUCUCAACUAGUGAAUACAGACGUGAGUGAUGAUUGAAUGUGUCCACAAGUAACUUAGUUUGAUGGGUUUUUUCAUUUCAGUCACAUUGCAAGAAUAGAAUUUUAUUAAUUUAAACCCAACUUUAUCGGCCUGAGCUUCCACUUGUGUGUCAGGUUUUUCAUCCCUCAGCAGGAGCUGGGCAAGAACUAAAAAUAUGUGCACGGCAACAAAUACCCGCACAAAUACAACAGAGGCGACUUAUGUCCAAGUGUCUUUUUACUGUGCAUGAUGAUGCGCUCUUUUGCUCACUUUUAUAUUCAUCUACACACCUGUACAGACUUGCUCAUAGAUGUCCCAGACUUCCUGGAUCUGAGCCGGAUGCGAGCCACCGGGUUGCAGGCGGGUGAGGAGGAGCUUCCUGACCUUAUGCCCCCCAUUGUGCUACCUGAAGACACCAGAGGUACAGAAUCCAAGUCCUUUUAUGCCAAAGGAAGUUUCAGAUGCAAUUAUGUGCUGGCACAUGCUUACAAAAGAGUAUUUUGACAGACAUAUCAGUGCAGCAAGUGUAGGACAACUAGUGCCACAAAGAGGACAUUUGGCAUCUUGCCUCUUUGACUUAAUUUGAUAAAUUCUGCUGUUUUUAGAUAAGAUACCACUUCACUUAUGUCAACCAAAAUUUACAGAGAAGAAUGAUCUGGUCACAAAAUCUCCCAUGACUCACCUACAGUGGUUAAACAUGCAGAUUUUCAUUCAUUUACUCGUUCACUUUCCCAUAUGAAUUUCAAAGGAUGAAUUUUACGCUUGUGUUUGUUUUUGACCCAGAUAGCUUCAAGUAUUUUGUCUAUUCUAGUUGCCUUCAUGAGCUUUUUGAAAUACUCAAAAUACCAUUCAUGAAAGGAAAACAGUCACAUCAUAUUGUAGCCAAUAAACAGUCAGUACAAUGUUGGUCUGAAAGUUACCUGAAGGUGCGUUGCUCCACAGCUGCUGCUUGACAUCCUUUUCAUCAGGUGGUGGAUAUUUUUUUUUGUCUGAGAGACAAAUGAUCCAUGAAAUUGUCUUUAAUAUGAUGUUCUGCUCGAAGCCAGUCAAGUUUUCUCUUAAGGGCAUAUUGAAUGGGAUCCCAGGGGACGGGCAUGCUUCAUCAAUUACUGAAAAGUUGUUGUGUUCAUACUGGCUGAGCCUGAUAAGUUUUAAUGAUUUUAUGAGAUCCUGUUGGAGUGUAUUUCCCUUGACUCUAUGAGAAACAGGCUAAAGGGUAGUGAGUGUCUUUUAAUUUGCUGUUACUUUUUCUCAUAAGAUAGUGUGCCAGCUGUUAUUCUAGUAUAAACUCUAUACAGAGCAGUUUUUUCUGCCACCUACUGUACCUCUGCUUCCUCUGUGAUUCGUGAUUCUUCUCCCUCUAUUCCUCCUUCUGUUGUUUGCAAAGUUCAACUACAUCAACUUAUCAGUGUCCCCCUUAAUAUUUUAGCAGGCGUGAAGCACAAAGUGUUCUUUACUGUCUCGAGCUCCAAACACAACACACAGAGAGGGGUCCAAAGAGCAUUCCAAAAGCACAGUAGCAUCUGCAAGCAGGCUGUGCUGGGCUUCACACAUUGACAGACUUGGGAGGAGUUUUUCUUUUUUUCUGAGAGCUUUACAGAACCGUUUAGCCAGCUGCUUCUCGAGACAAGAAACUCUGAGGACAAAACUGGAGUCUGAACAUGUUUGUCUUAGUGUGCCUUAAUAUUUUAGGGCUGAACGUUACAUGCUGCACUCGCUAUCUGAGGUCUCCAAACGCAUGGAGUGGCUUCCUGAAAGAGUGCAGCAUCGACUAAAAACUCUGCAGAGUUUGCACAUUAAAGAAAUACAUGUCUAAAACUUACAACAGCAGCAUACAGCUACACUGAACAGCUGCAGUAAACCGGUGCAGAAGAUUGGUUUAAUGUUUCUUGUACAUUGACAUUUAGAGAUGGUGGAGUAACUACUGUUUUAGCUUCCUAUAUACCACCGGUCCAUUAUCUGGGCAGUGACCGAUCAAUGGUCACCUUUCUGUCCCCAUUAAGCUUCAGUGCUUCUCAAUGGUCACACAGAACCACACAAACGUGUAUUCCUUUAAGUACGCUGCUCGAAUCACGUCACGAGUAUCAUCUAUUCUCUCUAUAAUCCCUGAUGGUUUUUACUGGCAUACGUACUCAAUAAUCUAGACAACAAACUGCUUAAUGAAAAAAGAAGCUCACUUAAAGAUUAAACACAAUGAUCGUCACAAGGGGUUAAAAAAUGAAAUCUCAGGAGAAGUCAUGGCCAGACAUGGUCAACAGGUGCAGAAUGGACAAGUGUGUUACAUGGGAGCCAAUAUAGUUGUAAACUUUGCCAAAAGUUCUUAGUCAUACCAGAGCAGUGAGACUUAUUUUUGAAGUUACAUGGUCUUGCUUGAGUUUUGUUAUUAUUUCAGUAAAUUUUUAUCUUGCAUUGGUAAAUUCCUUUAUUAAUUUUCAACUUAACUAAGUCCCUCACAGCUGAUAAUAGUCGCCUUGGGACUGUUGGAUAGGAUAAUCGGGUGAUGCCAACCGAAAAAUUUCACUCGUCUCUGUUUUGAUUUACAUUUUAUCUCCAAAUGAUUUCAUAUUCUAUUAUGUGAAAGUUCCCAAAACAAGUGAAGUAUUUGAUUCAGUGUGUGCGCCCUUCACCUGAAUGAAGUUUUUUCUUCUUUUUCAGAUAACUCCAUGGGCUCUCUCGACUGUAAGUGUAUUUUCAUUCACUCUGUCUGAAUUACACAAACAUUUUAAAUUUAUAUUAACGUCAACCUUCAAAAAUAUAUAUAUGUUAUGGGCAUCAAGUAAUAGUGAUGAAUACCCCGGAGUUUAAAUGUGUCCAUGUCUGCACGAGCAGGCGCAGCAGCUGCUCUUAACUUCCGAACCAACUUUACUUUUGCAUGUGGCUCUGCCCGUUUUAGCAAGACUCAUUUCUUUCCAUGAUGAAUUAUCCCUCGAUGAAGAAAUCUCCCCGGGGCUGAUUCUCUGCUGGUCUCUUUGUUUAAUGAGGCCCAAAGAGAGAGAUAGAGAGAGCCUCCGCGUAACUUGUUUGGUUGUGUAGAAAGUUAGUGUUGAAUCAGCAGCGACUGUGUUUUAGUUAUUGAUGUGAGUUUAUCUUUUCCCCAGCUCCAGAAAUAGACGAGGGGGCAGUAAUGCAGCUGGCAGAGAUGGGCUUUCCACUCGAGGCCUGCAGGAAGGCGGUCUACUACACAGGCAACAUGGGCCCCGAGAUGGCCUUCAACUGGAUCAUUGCCCACAUGGAGGAGCCUGGUAAGGACACGCAACUGUAUUCAAUGGGACAUGAUGGAAAUACACAAUUUCAACUCUAUACAUCAGGGCUUUUAUUAGCAUGAACAAAGGAAGAGACGUGCACUCACCUACAGCCGUGUAUUUGAAAGAGAAAAAGGCUUUAACAGAAGGAUAAAGAAAAACCUUCGACUAUACUCUAAGGCAGGGGUUCUCAGCUGGUCUCAGUCUGGGACCCACAUUUUCCCAUGGUACUUAAGUCGUGACCCACCUUUAUAGAAUUCAAACCAAGCAAAUUUAUUUUUUAUAAAAACAAAAACCUUUAAAGACUCUAAUCUUCAACAUAAAUACACUUGUUUUAUUGAGUAAAGUGCAUUUCAGAGCACAUGAAGGGGAAAACAAGAGGACGACAACUACUGAAGCUGCAUAAACAGAAAAUAUCAAAUAUCUAAUAAAUAUCGCAUUAAAUAUUUACUUUUUUGACUAGCUGUUUGUGACCCAUCCAGGACGUGUCCAUGACCCACUUUUGGGUCGGGACCCACCAGUUGAGAAACACUGCUCUAAGGGGUAUGUUUAAGUCUUGGUCCAUAAUCUUUGUCUGCCAAAAUUCUAGUAAUCUGAAGAACCUUAAAACAUUUAUUUAAUAAACAGAUAUUAUACGUCAGUCCAUAUGAUUUAUUUUUAACCUGUUGGUUGGUUUCAAGUCUAAUUAGUUUUUAAUUUGAUUUUUCUUGCAUUUUAAUUUACUAGUUAAGGUUAAGUGUAAUACUAUAUACUAUACGAUCACUAUAGUGUCUGUUUCUGUUAGGGCCCGACAGGAAAGGUCAGUUUUUUUCCCUAUAAGAGGAGCAAUCAAGCACAGACCUGAGCUCCUCUGAUUCUGAUCGCCUUUCCUGUUCAGUGAAAAUGAACCGACAUGCUCAGAGUGUCACAGAGGUUGUAUGUGGCUACAGCCAUGUAGUCAUAUACAACCAAAAAUCAAUAAAAAGGUCAGAGGAUCUAAUUCAAUCCAAAUUUAAUUAAAAAGUAAAGUUCAACAGUUCAUGACAGGGGUCUUGUAAUCAAAAAUAGUGGAGACAAAAUAGAAAUGAAUAAAUAGGGCUUGGGGGAUUGUCUUACAUGUGCGUUGAGGGUAAAAAAGGUAACAGUAACCCGGAGCAACCAAAAAUAUACUAGUGACAAAUAAUCACAACAGCAGCAGCUGCACUGACAGAGCCCCACUUCUCAAUAAGCUGACUUCACAGACAAAAGGUGAACACUGGGUUUGAGUUCAGGGGUAAUCAAUAAAAAAUAAAAACACAGUAAUAAUGCUUCUUCAAAAGGAAACACAAGCAGUCACACAGUGUUUUUCUGUUAUCCUGUAAAAUCACAUGAUGUGUGUAGGGCUCAGUUUUCUGGAAAACACUCUGACGCUGCUAUUCUGCCAAAAACAUUUCUGUGGUGAGUAUCCGUGUAUACAAAGCCAGGCAUGUUUAUUUCUGUGGGACCUUUAGACUCCAAGGUAAUGCAAAGUGAAAGAGGCGCCACUUCUCUCUUUCUGCUAUUACAGUCUAAGUCACUUUUCCAAGUGUCAGACUCCUCGUCUCUUUGUGUACUGCAGGUGUUUAUCUCUAUAUGUCUCAUCACUACUAACUCCAGUCAGAGCUGACCUUGUCUCUUGUAGAUCUUGCAGCAGCAGAAACGUUCCCCUGGGGCUUUGACUCUGGUCCUUUUCUAUUUCUCUGCUUGGCUGUAAAGGGCCUCUAGAGCGGAGGGGAAUAAGUGCAGCCAAGUGCUGCUUUUAAAUGAGCCUAAUGCAACUUCAAAAUGAGCUGCAUUCAGCCUCAAUAACAUCAGGAAAACAGUCCUGAGGCACAAAGGUUACUUCUUCUGCCUCUCCCACAUUUGUCAGCUUUCAUAACUGUCCUAUUGCCGUCACUUUAACUCAUUCUUUUAUAGAUAAACUUUGUCCUUGAACCUUUAAAGAUGCACAACCACAUAACAGUUUUUCUUGAUUUGAUCUGCAGAGCAUUGCAUUUACCAGGAGCAGCUAAUGGAACCAGAGCUUUAACUAUCAUAUAAUACAUAUAAUUAAUCUUUGGUGAAUUUGGUUAAAGGGAAAAAAUGAGCCAAUUAACAAGGCAUGAAUUCAUAUAAAUAUCACAAAUGUCGGUGACCCUUUCUUUUAAGGUACACUUAUUACCAAGUAAUUAACAGGUAAUUACCUAGUAACAACAUGAAAUUAUCUGGUAAUUACAUGAUAACUACUAAGUCAAUACUGUCUUGCUACCAGGUAGGUAACCUUCCAUCAUUAUACAAAUUUGAAGCUGAAUUGUUCUGGUAUUUUCUGGAUUUUCUCUGCUUCGUGGAACCACCACUUGCGCAGUAGCAUUGUACACAUUCGGCUGGUGAGUCGCUGUGAUAAUGCUCGGCUCAAACAGCGUAUCGCUUCGCAAUCUUCGCACGCCCAUCAUAGAAAAUAAGAACCCCAAAUAGCUUUUGAAAAUGGAGCUGUACAGAAAAAAGAAAAAAAAAAAAACAAGACAGUAAUGACUUAGUAGUUAUCAUGUUAUUACCAGAUAAUUUCAUGUUGUUACUAGGUAAUUACCUGGUAAUUAGCUGGUAAUAAGUGUAACGUAAAAGAAAGGGUUACCCAAAUUUGUGUUUAAAGCCUGUGAUCAAAAUCUGAUAGUUUGUUAUCACAGAAGUGGCAUAAUACCAAUCUCAGUAACUUCCAUUUAAACCUUUUGAAGAGUGAAAAAAGGAUUGCAGUUCACUUAAGAACAUAAAAAUAGAUUUAAUCGCAGGCUGUUUUCUGAAUUCAUUACAACUAAUGUCGAUUUCCUCCUUGUAGACAUACGUACCCCCUAACAUCAGUGAGAACAGAUACAGUUUCCGGAAAGACAGAAAAUGUCGAGGCUCCCUGCACUCUUUGAUGAAGUUAGUUUUUAUGUAACAGUGAUGUUUCAAGUCUGAAUUAUUAAUGGAGGAGCUAGUUUCUCCUAUUUUCAUAAUGAAACUGCACUUCUGUACUCUAAGAGGUUUGAAAUUUUCUAGCACUCAAUUUUCACAAUAGAGCAGCAUAUAAUGCUGGUCUGCUGCAGAUCCUUCUGCCUCCAUAGGUUUAAAAAUAAAGGAGUUCAUCGUCUGAUUAUUAUUCUCUGCCCCCCCCCCCCCCUCUCUCUCCUGUUCUCUAUUUCUAUUUUCUCAGACUUUGCAGAACCUCUCCUCCUGCCCUCCAUGAUCGAUCCAGGUCCCUCCACCAGUGAUAGCCCCAUGGGUGCCACCCCGCUGGGCAACUCGCCCCCAGAGGAAAGCAUCGCCAUCCUCACUUCCAUGGGCUUCCCCCGCGCUCACAGCAUCCAGGCACUCAAAGCCACGGUCAGUCUGCCGCCAGCUCGGUUCAUUAUUGAACUUUGUGUACCAAUGAAUACACCCUUUCCUUUCCUGGCAGCUUUUUUUUCCUUUGAUUGUUUAGAGUCAGAUGAGUCUGUGUCAUCAUGAACAGUCAUGUCUUCAUUGUUUAUUAAUAGGCACUGCUUAUGAGUUUCUGCUCUGAGUGCCUGGCUGUAAAAUACAACAUAUUCUCCUGUAAUUAAUCUCCUCUGUUCUACUUAAAUUAUGCUCUGCAGUUGCAAACUCAUUUUUCUUGAAUGAUAGAAAGGGUAGAGCAGCUGCUGUGGGAACUAAUGGUCACCAAGCCUGAUCCGGCACAAACAAAAACCCCGCUCCCAGAAAGUCUGACUUCUGGAGAUGUUGUGCGGUCUUUGUUCUGUGACUCAGAGAAACAAUGAAGAGUUAAAAAAAAAAAAAAGAGGAAAAAGUCAGGAGAAAACCUGAGGACAAAGGAGCACCCACACAGUUACAUAAUUUUUCUCUGGGCCGUGCAAUACAAAGACACCUCAGCAGUGACCGCCUGACACCACAGAAAAAUAGAGGACUGACCCGGGCGGUGGGAAACAAAAAGCCCGAGCAGAUCACGACGGAGCAGCAGGUCGGAGGGAGAAUGGUGGAGUUUUUGAAGAGGGCAAAGAAAGGGUGAGAUGACGCAACCCUGGCUCUGUCAGUCAGGAGUGGGCUUGGCUGGCCUACUUGUUUGCUUUCCAGACUGCAAAUUUAAUAGGUCUUACAUGUCAGAGUGAUUAAAGAUGUCUGCGCUACAUGCUGUUUACAAAUAGUGCCAGCAGCCUUUGAGGUUUAGGAACAGUAUCUGCCUCUCUCUGAUGAAAAGUCAUUUUAUCAUUACAUUUUAUAAGUGCUCUACAAAAGUCCCUAUUAAAUCCAAAGGAAUGAAAUAAGGACACAGAUGUAUCAGGGUCGAUGUAAUAACACGGCUCUUGAUUCUUGCAUUUUAUAUUUUGUAUAUCUGACUGUCCCUUAAGCAAAAAUAACUCAACAGACUUUUUUGGGACAAAGACCAGUGCCCAGUUUUCAGAGAGCAGAGUUAGUGCAACCCCCGAGCUUGUAAACUUUAAAGUGAGGGACUUUUAGUUUCAAACUCAAACUUGAGAAAGAGGGAUAACUUAAACUCUGAGUCAGUUACUAUGGUGACUUGGUUCUGGUGUGUUGAAAGUUCUUUAAAAAAUUGUAACUUGCUGUAUGGUUGCUGUACUUGCUGCGCAUGGGAACUUCUCAUUCCACAGGGGUGAAGCAAGUGGACCUCUCCUGUCAGCUGUUUCAUGGAUGGGCGCUCCGUCUGUGUUGUCUUUUUAUAGUCAUUGUGCACCUGCUUAACCCUGACUGAACCUACUCAGAGUUGAUCAAACUCACUCAAACCAGCUGCUCUGAAACUGAAAACCCAGAUUUUACCAUCUGAGAGUAAAUCAAACCAGAGUUUAAGGUUAGGCUCAGAGACUUUUGAAUGUCCUGUCUGAAAGCGUCCCUUCCUUCAGUCCUCGCCACAAAAUUCCAUUCAAUCCACGUGGUUGUUGAUGUGAAAUAAAAUGCACACAUUGUCCCCAAGAGGGGGUUGGAGAUGUGAAGCAAAGAGGGAUUUUACAGCUGGUGUAUUAUUAGCUCUGAAUCAGGAGAGCACGUUUUUUUCAACCUCAUCGACCUGAUUGGGUGAGACAGAAAAAGCAGCCACAUUUGCCAGUCUAAAGGCAGAUGUUAUCCAGGAAUCACACCUCUAUUUUAGAUUAAAAGCAAACGUCCUCAGGGGGGUUUAGCACAAAUGGACGCCUGCCACCUCCCAGAUAAAUGUUGCCCGUUCUUAAUUAUUUUUGGCAUCGACAGUUUUUCGAGCUUCCUACAGAGAUGAGACGGAAAAAAACAACUUUAAACAUGAAAAUGUUUCUCCCUUGACUGUCUUUUUGUCCCACAUGCAUUAUGUUUGUGGGGAUUGUGUUUACUUCAUAUAUUUAUAUAGCUUCAGAUAUUUCCUGUUGCGAAUAGUGCUUCUUUUAGCAAGUGACGAUUCAUUAACUACCCACUGAGCAAUAGAUGUCUAGUUUUUUUUUAGACCUCAUUUCAACCGUCCAGAUUCUGUAUAUUUUUAGAUUGAAUUUAGACGUUGCACUUUAACCCAUAAUUCGAUAACUAUUUAUCUCAAAAAGCAACUGUGAGUUGCAUAACUGAUCUCCAAGUACUGAACCAAAACAAUAAUGAUUGUCGUUGAGCAAAAUACAGCGUAGUAUAGAUAUAGCCCAGAUUUAGACUGGGUCCAAACUUGGUCUAAAUUUAGACGUCUAAGAAAACUUCGAUUGUUAGACCUGUGGUAGCCUGAUUUUAGACCAGUCGUCCAGGCUACAUUUAGACGUCUAUUAGACCUCUUCUAGGCCAAAAAAUGCUCAGAGGGUAGCAUGUUUGGGAUCAGCAGAAAAACAUUUCAAUAUUUGUAGAGAAAGAGCAUACUGUAGAUAUAAGUAUAACAGUUUUAGAACUGGUUUUAAUCUGUGUAUGAUUCUUAUAAAAUGAAGUUGUGGAUAAUACUUCUAUAUUCCUAUGACCCUAUCGAUGUAGUGUUAGUUACCCUGUGAUCAUAAGUUUGAGCAAAAACUCAGUCGAUUUAAAAAAAUGUUGUUUCAGAACAAUAACCUGGAGCGAGCUCUCGACUGGAUCUUCACCCACCCGGAGCUGGAGGAGAGUGAUGCCCUCUCAGACAUGGCAGACACAGAGCCCAACGACAAUGCUUUCUCAAACGCAAAUUCACACAGCGACUCCACACUUUCCCCAGACAGAGACACGUCAGGCCCACGGAUCAAAGAUGGACCAGGACGUGAGUGAAUCUGCAAGCCUGAUACCAGUGAUUGUAGCCUUCAGACCUUAUUUAUCCCUCAGUAUCAGCCAAGACUUCAUUAAAUCAACAAAGAUUUGCUUUUAUUGAUAAACUAUAAUGGUGAUUAGUAUAAUCAAAAAUCUAAAUUUGUUGAGAUAGUGUUAUCGUAAUAAUUGCAACAGCAGACUGGCAGAAGCAUUCAGUGUUUAACUGAACAAAGACCUGCAUGGACGUGAAAAAAGCAGAAACAAAAUGUCAAAGUGAGUUUCCCCUCCCCUGGAUUUUAAUUGCACCAGGUUGCUGUAAUAGUUCACAGGUUGGCUUACAUUUAGCCCCAGUUAAUGUCUGCCUUUUGAAUACAGUGUAUUUGCUGCUGCUCUGUCACACCAACUUUAGAUACAGCAGCAGCAACAAUAAUGACGCUGAUGAAUGCCAGAUGUUUUCACGUCCUGUUGUUAAUGGAAACCGCUUAUGACGCCUGGCAUUUAGAGGUUGUUUAGCUGCUGUUAUUUCAACACAAGCUCUAAAUGCGACUUGAUGUCCUCUUUUUUUUUUUUUCAGGUUACGAGCUCUUUGCUUUCAUCAGCCACAUGGGCGCAUCCACCAUGUCGGGACAUUAUGUUUGUCACAUUAAAAAGGAGGGAAGGUGAGUUGCACACAGUAAUUGAGGGGGAGGGGUAGUUUAGUUUCUCGUAGGAAAGAGCUGACGGCAUAUUGUGGAUAACAUGCAUCAUAUAUCAGUGUUUUCUUUUCUUCCUGUAGGUGGGUGAUCUACAAUGACCACAAAGUGUGUUUGUCAGAAAGGCCUCCAAAAGACUUGGGCUACAUCUACUUUUACCAUCGACUCUCCAGUAGUUAAACUAGAGCUCCCCCCCUACCCUUUAACCCUCCACCUUGCAACCUUUAAAAGAAAUGCAGUGGUUCACCUGCAGAAGACUGGCAGACAACACUAAUAACAGCCACAAUGGAAACAAUGGAAACAACCUCUGUGACCAGCUGCUAGCCUUACCACGAUGUCAUUCAGGAUCAACCAGGAACGCUGGUCGGAAAGGAAAAGCAAUGUGCUGUUUGUGCAUUUUUGUUCUGUUACGCUUUAAAUGUGUAUUUAAGUGUUUGUGUUUAAGAAAACACAUUUUCUCACCAGUGUAGGUACAGAGGGAUGUGUGCAAUUUCUACUUCUGGACUGCUCUGCACACAAAAUAAUGCCACAUAUCAAAUCUCAUUGUUCCUCCUCUAUGCCUUCAGCUACUGUGCCAGUAUUUUCAAAGUGGUACAUUUUAUAAAUGUAUAUUGAAAUGGGAGUGCUUCACUGCCAGGCCUAAAAUGCUCUGAAACUGCAACAACAAACAACAAAUCACUGUGCUGCUGGUGGUGGCUUUGUAGUCUGCACUGAAAUACAAAUGAAUGUUUUUUUUAAUCCCAGAAAAUCGAAAGAACCCCCAGAAAGUCAAUAUUUUAGUUAAGAGAAAAUAACAAUGUGCUGUAUACUUGAAGUUUCAGACUCUGAGCACCAUGAAUGGAUGUUAACAUUGUUAGAAACGGUGUUACUGGCUGAAUUAUGGCUCAAACCUGCCCCACUUUUACCUGGUGAUAACUUACAAGUUUGUACUCUGAGAGGAAAAACUUUCUGAGGUACACUUGCUGAGUUAUCAACGCUGAAGUAUUUUUCCUCCUCUGUAAGCACUUUUGUCUAAAAUGAGCUCAUGAGAUGCAGUUGGAGUGGACUUCUUAUUCACUAGCUCUAAGCACUGAGUAUGAGAACUUCAACUGUAGUACUGCUGAACCUGAAAAUUCUUGAACAGGCCAUUAGUCAAAGUUUAAUUGAUGCCUCAUUUAAGCAAAGCUGUCCUCAUAUUGUUAUCACAUAAUCAGUUAACGCAGAGAUCUCCUCACCCACUUCAAAGUGAACAUUUUCAUUUAUUCCAAAUUGCAUAAUGUUUGCAUUACACUAAACUCCCGCCAGCUUCAGUUUGGUUUCUUUGUACUUUGACAGAUUGAGACGACACCCCAAAAUUCGACUUGAAUGUUCUGCUCGACAUACUGCUGCUGUCACUUAAUCUAGAUAUGCACCUGAACUGUUGUCAUGUCUAAAGCAAUAUAUGCACCAAAACCAUAUCGACUCAGCCCUGCUUUAUGAUGUGAGCUGAACAGUGGCCUGUAACUCCUUCUUCACGAACAGACAUGUUGCAGUGCUGAAUGUAUAACCUCAUGGUGCUCACUGCAACUUAAACCUCCUGUUCAGCGUUAACUCUCAGAAACCACAGUGAAUGUAACACCGGCCCUUUGCUUUUCAGUCACAAUAAUCUCAAGCUGGAUUAUCCACAGACUGUACUCUUCUCACUUAUACCCUCAGAAUAUUCAUAAUAUGUCAGACAGUUUAAACAAAAAGAUGAAAUACUUGUUUUUAGCAAUAUCAGUGAAUCUAAUCCUCUGACUGUUAACAACUCAGCUUUUCUGGCUUAUAUUGUCUUUCUAUAACCUAAAUGUGGGGUACAUGAAACUGGAACUUUACAUCUUGAAAUCUGCAUAAUAAAGCAAAGUGUUGGUAUUUUGUUUGUUGCACAAACUCCUGCUCCAGUGAAUCUGUUUGUCACUCUGGUGCAAAUUGGUGGCACAUUUUAGAGGGGAUACCUGCUGAAACUUGGUAACUUUAGUGUCAUAACUUGUCAUAUUCAGAGAGAGAGAAUAAUCCUAUGAUGAUAAAUAAACAUUUCUAAAGAGAGUUGAACAGACAUAUUUUACUACAUGUUUAUGAAACAUCCUGGGGAAGAUUCCCAACUAACACGAAUGACUCGGAAAGAAAACUUUCACCAAUCUCAGGUAAUGCUUUUCAAAAAUGUUCAGGAGCGUUUCCCCCAAAGAGCUUUUAUCUACAGACAAAAACAACCUUUGCAGGAUGUUUCAGAAAAACACACAUUUACCUGAUUUACAUAUUCAGCAGUGUUUCUCCUUAAAUAACACUGAAUUUCAUCAUAUCACAACAUCUUUCAUUUUCGUCUCAUAUUACUUGAUAAACCGCUGCUGAGUUCAUUGUCUAUGCAGCAACAAAGUCUAAAAGGUCUCUCUAUGCAAGUCUUUUGUUUCUGGUGUUUGUUUUUUGUUUUGUUUUCGGUUAAAAACCAGAUCCCCCUGUUGGACCCUGUUCUUAAAUGAGUCAUUCUGCUUCACAUCACAAGUGGAUCAGCGUUAAACCUGUUAUCCUGCUUAACGAUGCAGAGUUGUUAUGUCUUGAGAAAGUCUGUGCAAUUAAUAAUAAUUUCUCUGCACCUUUUGUUUCCCCUGUACUCCAGGUCAUGUUCUCAUCUCUGUACUUUUCGUCUUUUUGUUUCAGCUUUUCCUCCAGCUCGGUCUCUAUUCAUUUUCUCUGUUGUUAAACCUAAUAGUUCAAUUUCAAGUCAUGAAAAAGCUUUUCACUGUCAGCAUGUGCACUAGACGUUGACAUUUAGUCAUUUGGAUUGUACAAUUGUACUUUUGUGAGUUUUAUUCUCUUUUUUUUUUCAUUUAACUAAAUGUCAAAAAAGGUACUUCACCUGUUUUUACUCUGUUGCCUUUUUGCAAACAAGUUUGUGCCAUUUCUGUAGUUUUCAUGACAUAGGUUUCCUGAUGGGAUUAUUGUAAUUUGACUUUUGUAAUGUAUGUGUUUAUCCAAAUAUGGCUUAGGUGUAUGUGAAUAGAGGGACUGUAUACUCCAAGGCACUGUUUACUUACCAGGUUUGGAUAAUUUAAUAAACUACACCUUUGUUGAGACUCUGCUUCUUGAACAAUGACCCCAGUAGAUGAACGUUUUCUUCAAGAACAAUGAUGACACAGGAGCACUGAAUAUAUAACAAGAGUUUAUUUUAAAAGAUUACUUUCAUAUUGUAUGUUUUAAAGGUGCUAAUGCUUUCCUUGUGAUUAUACAGGGAGUAAUAUGCAUCAUAGUAGGUGUUUCAAUAAAAGAAUGACUGUAUAUAAAGUAUAUAAUUUCUAGGUUCAUUCAUCAAAAUAUUUUAUUCAUACAUUUCUGAUGCAUCGAUAAAUAAACCAGAUAAACUGCUUCUGUACACAUGUUGAAUUAAAGGAGUAAAGAGAGAGAGAUGUUCACAGCAUGUACUGAUAACCUUUCUGAACCCCAACCAAGGAUGAUGUUAAUACCAUUUUAUAAAUGCUUUAUAGAGCCUGAGCAUGAUAUUAAAUGCAAGAAACUAAACCCAUUCAUAAAUUACUAGCACACUUAUAAAGCAAAAGUAAAAUACUUCAUGCAGAAAGAACCUAAAUGCAGAACCAAAUGCAGAUCAUUCUCCAUCAAAGUCUGUCUCAUGAGAGUGCGUUUGCACAUUUUCUCAAAAAACAUUUUUAUUUCUAAAUUUCUGUCUAAACAACUUCAAGUUCGUCAUGUAAUUUCCUCUGCUAUUGAGCCAAUCACAGCAGGCUCAAUAAACACAAAUAAUCUGCAAUACACUGUCACUAUGGAUAUACAUUGGAUAAAAAGUUAGGGAUUAUUUUUGACAAUAUUAAUUUCAAACUGCAUGUUUGUUCAUAUUUAUCUGAUUUUUAACUCUGGGCUACGGUGCAUCAAAAAAGCUGCGUAUAAAUCACAGUUGAUUAGAGGCUGAAAUGAUGGUUUUCAAAGACAGCAAACUGAAAUAUGUGAAGUUUGUUGAACUGUAAAUCAUGUAAAGCUGCUAAGAAGCUGUCAGACAGCCAGUAUAAAACCAAAAACAAGCAUAAAAUAGGAGCAAUAAAAAAAACUCGUUCAACAACCAUAAAAAGGUGAUGGCAUUGCAGUCUCCGUCCCAUCUCAUGCCCUCAAAAAAAAUAACAACAACAACCAUAAAAAUAUCAAUUAAGCUUUAUAAAUGUGUGUCUAGUAAUUUACACAAAUUGUGUUUAGUUCCAACACUAAAAAGCAUGGAGAGUGACUUCACAGGCUGGGAUUCUUGGAAAAGUUACCAGUACAUUUACAAUGCGUAGAGCUCAUAAUAACAACAUUUCUACAUAACUAUAACCAGCUGUACUCAUGUGCCAGUAUUUCUCUGCUCAAGCCUUGCACAUUUGCUAAUUCUAUGCAAGUAAAAGCAUCUCGUGUAGAAUAUAUCUGCUAAUUAUAUACAUCACUUUUUCAGGGUUACACAUUUUCAAAAGUGCAUUGUAGAAAUAUUGUAAGGAAACUUCAUGAUAUAUUUUGUUUCUAUAUGUUAGUGGGAGAAAAGAAAGCACUUUCAUGAUUUUCAUGCAUACAAAAGAACAAGCAUUCAAAAAUAAAUGUAUAGCAUCUAGCAUGCGAUCAUCUCGAUCCCUUUUUUUUCAUAGAAGCAUGCGUUAAGCUAGGUCAGUUCACCUGAGAAGGUCCAAAAGUAGGAAGGUUCUAGAAAAAGACAGUUAUUACCAGGCAUCUUGUCUCAGUGCACUGCAAUAUGAUGUGCACAGCAGGAGUUCAGAUCAUUAACCAGCAAUUUGAGAGCUCUUUAAAAAAAUAAGUUCUUCAUUUUUUAACAUAACUACAAAUGCAAAAAGCAAAGGCCUACAACCUCAUAAGAAAACAGAGCUGAUUUUGGAAACCACACUUAACCAGACAUCAUGUUUUGAAUUCGUAAAGUUCACUGUUAAUGCACAGUCGAGAGAGCUAGUGUUUAUGUUUAGAAAUGGAGGGGUACUGGCCUGAUUGUCCCCCAGUGUGCGUCGAGUCUGCAGCGGUACCUACGAAUACUGUAAGUGACUGCGGUAGAUUUGAGCAGAAAUAUAAACUUGGCUGAAAAAGACGAAGCUGUUUGACUUGAACAUGUCUGCAAACAAGAUUACAACCAUGCGAGCUGCUCUGUGAGGCUGCACUCACCCCAAUGUGACAAUCUUAAUAUAAAUUUUCGACUCUGUUUCAGCUGAGAGCAUGCUAACAUUUGCUGUUUUCCCCUUUGAAUUCAAGCUGACAGGUGCGUGUGUUGAACUCCUUCCAAUGCUGACACCAUAAUGACACUAUAAAGAAAAACCAUCAUAAUAUCUGCACAGAAAUGUCAUUGCAAAGGCAUUCUACUAAAAAAACAAACACUCAACCUCAUGGUGGUUCCAGUGAGAUUCAUGUUGUGUGGAAGAAGAAUGCCAGCAUGAAACCCCAUGAUGGUCUGUCCAUGACUUAGCUCGAUUUCAGUCCUCACCAAAGUGGUGGACCAACUCACCAACAUUUCCAUUUUAAAAAGCUGAGCUGCACGGCUGAAAAUAUCUAAUUUAGUGCUCAAAUGAUGAUGAAAUAUUCAACAGGACAGAGCUGAUGGACCAGCAGCUGUUAUCCAGAUCAGAUUAUCUCAGCAAAAUAAAAGCUGCAUUGCUGUUUUUGUAUCAUAAUAAAGUCUCUUGGUGAGUAAAUACACUUCCACAUCUUUUCUGACCUUCUUAGCUUUGCUGUUGUGCAGUCCACUGUCUCUUCUGGUCUCUACCUGAGCUCCUCUAGUCUCCUUGAUCUACUGAACAUCACAGACCCUCUGCAAACUUUGUUAUAAGUAUUUUAGUAGCAUGCCAUCUGGUCAAGCUCAGUCCUACAUGCAAAAGAGUCAAUUUCACAGAAUCCCUGUACUAACAUAUUACUUUCUAAUCUAACAGUAUGUUUUGCAGGAUGCUGUUAAUAUAAAACCACUAAAUUACAUCCUCUCUGCACUGAAUGACUUCAUCAACCAUGCAUUUACAAUCCAAGCUACCGACACUACAGCGAAGCUUGGCAGCCAUGAUGCUGUACACACAAUUCAACAAAAAUAUGUCCAUUUUAAUUUGGUGUACUGCUAAGAAGUUUUUAAAUAUACUUCUAACCCCUUAUGAAAUGUUGUACUGUAGUUCUGUUUUGUUGUCAGCUGGGAAGUUUGUAAGCUUGAAGAUUUGCAGUGCAUUUUAGGACAGCUGAGUAGGACUGGUGAUUAAAAACAAAAAAAAAAAAUCUGGCCAGUCUCAUCUGGGCUUUUCUUGCACACACACAAUAUUGCACACUUGAUAACAUACUGAGUGUGAUGCAGAACUUUGUAUGUGUAGUUUCAGAGAGUUAUCCGAUGCUUAAUGUACCACAGUAAAUUUGGUUGAUGCCACAGAGGUCAUGGACCCUUUGCUGCACCGCAGGGUUAUGAAAACAUGACAGCGACAGCUCAGGUGGGAGCUAUUUCUAUGUGUGUAUCUGUUUCUUUCUCUCUUUUUCAUCCCUCUGUUUCCAAAUGAAGCUCUUCUCCUUAUUCAGGCCAUGACAUCAAAGCGCUACAGUUUGGGAAAUGAAUGGCUCUUAAACUGGUCUCUGGUUUCCCCUGAUAGCAGUCUCUCCAAGCACUGAAUCACCACUUCCUUUUGGUCCGCUGAGGCAGUCAGGGACAAACUAACAAUUUAAACGGCAACAUAAAACAUGACCUUUUGCAUAGGAUCUGGAUAUAGAAAGCCACUUUGUUCAGCACAUCCAGACUGUGGACACACCUGCUUAGCAGCAAGGUGCUGAGCUAUGCAGUACAGCAGAUUAUCUAUCAUUUACUCUCUUGCACGCAAGGAACAUAGUGCUCACUGCACAGAGUGACUUUCAAACUAAUGUCACAAGAGAGGACGUUUGAAUACAAGUUUGUUUGGAGAAAACUGCAAAGGAAUCAUCGAAAAUAACCUCAUUAGUGGAUGGAUGGUCAUUUAAAGAAAUUAUCUUGUAAAAUGAAGAUGGUAAAGCAAAAACAUCCAAAUAUGUGCAGCACCCUGCCAAGCUUACAUGAAUAUUUAAAUCAUGCAUGAUGACUGAGGCAAACUGAUUGAAUUAAAUGGGUGAGCUUUCCUGCCUGUGGAGCCACAGCAGUGAUACAAAUGACUGCAUUAGGAGACAUCCCAGACUCUUUAGGGUUUUUGGCUUGCAGCCUCACAUUUUUUACCUGUAACACUAUCAAGCUGUAUUGAAAUGAACGCUGCCAGAAAAAUGAGAGAAAUGCGAGGACUACUAAAGCCAUUCCAGGGGGAAUACGAUAUUUUUAGACCCGAAAACGUCUCUUUUUUAGUUACAGAAAACUUUAAAAAGUUUCCACACUAAUGAAGAUCAGCACUGCCCAAAUGUUGUGUAUUUCUCCAACCUGUCACCAUAAAGGGAACAAAGAGAAGCCAGGAGCCAAAACAAAAUAAAUGAAUGAACAAACCAACCCGAGGAAACAAAAAUAAAUGUCUCAGACGGCUCUCAAGCUCAAAAGAUGACAGUCACUUAAAGAAAUCAAAACCACUCUGAACAUGGCUUAGUGUUCUGUGCUGCCAUCAAAACCGUAUAAGUAAAUAUAGUUGUUUACAUGCAUUUAAGUAAGGCUUUUCAACCUGGCUUACACAUUCCACAUGGGUUGAGGAAGUUAUCUGUGUGUCUGAAGUGCAAAAGGAAAACAUAUAUGUUAAUUUUGAACAAGAAUCCAUUGGUGAAAAUGCUUAUUCAUGCAGUAUCAUUAUUCUCUGCUGAAAGAAGAUGAAAACAAGCCAGGGACCCAAUCUGGAGUUCCAGGUCAUACUGUGCAGUCUUUAUCACUUGCUCACUAAAUCCAUCCUUCAGGAGAGUGAGACAGUCUUAAGUCUUUGAGAGUAAUUGGAUAACGAACCCCUUUUUUUUUUUUCCUCGAGACCUCGUCUUUUCUCUGCAAAGCAGCAUGUGAGGGUUCCUCGGUGAGACUCUGUGGGAACUGUCUGUCUGCAUGUCUCCACUGGCUUAGCUCUGUUCCACUGGAUGAGUCAGUGUUUAAUUGAUGUGUUCUCUAAGGCAUUGCUCGUACAAUCUUUGCCUGUCCUUGUGCUCUUCAGGGAAAUCACAAAUUGCAGUGCAAAUCCAUCACAAAGCAGUUUCUUCAAGCACUUGGCAGAACCUGUCCUCAGAACUGCUCCAAGAUACUUGGACCAAAAAUAUAACAACUCUGACGUUCGUAGUUGAUUUUGACAUGCAUAUAAACCAAACUGGUGUCUCCAACAUCAGAUUCGAUCCAUUCUGAUGUGUUCACUUUGGGCUUUGGCUGAAAUUUUGAAGUGUGUGUGUGUUGGGGGUGGGGGGUGCUUCUAAUAGUACCUCCCAGUCCUCAAAUGUCUAGGUUGAAGGCUCGCAUAAGGAGAUCCAGGUCACCAAUAUUUGCAGCCUGGAAGAGUUCAGGCUGGUCCAUCAUGGAUAAAGCUAUCCUCAGAGCA
Molecule: messenger RNA, 36235 nt
Organism: Xyrichtys novacula (pearly razorfish)
Lineage: Eukaryota; Metazoa; Chordata; Actinopteri; Labriformes; Labridae
Source: the annotation of a GenBank genome assembly